ACUUAAAAAACAUCAAAAUCUCAGCAAGAUACCACAUUCAGGCACGUAUGAUCUUCAAAUUACGCAGUCAUUUCAUAAUAUCACGAUUUUCUAGACUGGUACAGACGAGUGGUCAUGCUUUUGCGUCUGUCGGAGAAAGCGACGAUAGAAACGAACAUAUAACAGUAACAUAAAGGUACAACAGUGCAGUAAUUACUAACAGCUGGAGAAUAUCGAACCUUUCACAUAUACAGAAAAGUCAAUGCAAGACAAUGUACAAAUCUUUCGCCACGAAAGCGUAAAAGGUUGUUGUGUGAGUCAGUGCAAGAGAGUUAAAGUUUCAUUUGAGGGAGGAACUGUUUUGAUUCAACAAGAAAUUCCAACUGUCUAUCACAAAAGAAAAAAUGUUAAGAAGCUUGCAGCCAGUGAUUAUUAUGUUUCAUUUAUUACUGGAUAUCACGGUCUGUUAUCCACUUGAAGUCGGAGACCUCCAACCAACUUGUAAGCAUAAAGAACGUCUUUACGAGAGUGAUGGAAUGAUAAUCGUUGAGAAAAAUCUCAAAGAAAAAUUAUCAUGCUCGUGGAUAAUUCACGUCCCGCGUGGAUCAUUCGUAAAUCUGGAAUUUUCAAAAUUGCACGUUCAUGAUUUCUGUGCAGGAAUCUGUCAAUGCAACUAUUUAAGAGUUGAAGUACAUUCCAGGAUUGGCAACCGAAGAAAGCAUGGCAAAUAUUGUAACGAAAGAGCACCUCCUCCAGAACUAGUCUUUGAAGCUCGCAAAGUUCGCAUGCAUUUGAACGUAAUGCCUGGUGGGAUAGCAAACAAGACCAGUUUUAUAAUGAAGUAUGCAAUCAGAUCACUAAAGUUUUCUAAUCCUAAGAGAAAAAUUUACUCCAUCGUAUGGAAAACAAAUCCAGACGCCGAAGUAAAAACAUCAACCUGAAUAUGUUGCUAACAAGAGCACAAGCGGUUCAUCAAUCAGAGAGUAGCAAAAAUCUGUCAAUUACUUCUCAACAUCCUAAAACUAUAGACACACAAAGUUUAAAGAAACUGCAUAAAGAAACAUUUGAUAUCCGCGCAAAGAAAGAAAUACCAAAUCAAAAAACGACGAAUGCCAUGAGGACGACCGAGCCAACAAAGAUUCCUGAGUCAAGUAAACUUGUUAUCCUAUUGGCCAUUGCUAUUCCAGUCGUUGUAAUUUUCAUAUUCGUCGUAUUACUUAUUGCCUACUAUUUUCACAAGGCUGACAUGAAAGAAAAGGAGAGCAGGGAGGAUAUGCGAAAAAGUGGUAGUAUACUUAACGACUUAAUCAUGAACACUAGUAUCACAUUAACUCCGAUGUUUUCCUUGGGAAAAGCAAGAAAGGAAUCGUCAGCAAGGAAAGAAAGAGCAAACAAACUUUAUGACGAUAUGCUAGAGAAUUGGCGAAUUAUGCACGACGAUAAAAAGAAGCGAGAAAAGGCGAGAGAAGAAAGUAUUAAUACAUGGGUGUCAUACAAGAAGCAGAAACAACGAAGAAACAUCAAAGAGGAGACACAAAACAACAACGAAGCGUUCGCAAUGUUAGUCAGCAGCGCCAUAAAUGUCACGACAAAAGCUGGUCAUACAUCCCAGGAGAUUAAGACUGUAGACAAACCGGAGAUUGAAGAUAUUCCCGAGAAAAUAGAAGAGAAGCCAAGAACAAACAGCACUUUCCUUAAAGGAGACUCGACUGGUAAUGAUUACAAUCGCGGAUCCAAAGUAUUCUCAUGGAACGAUAUCACAAUGAAAACACCAGUAGACAAAACUAAUGAAGUUGAACAGCAAAAUAUGAGUGAAACAGAAUUGAAAACCUGGGAUAGUUGGGGGUCUGAUCAUGUUCCCGCCAUUAUUGUAAGCCAGCCGAGUGUUGAUACUGAAGACGAAGAAUCAGAGCCUGGUGAUACAGAAAGGUUGAUAAAAGAGAAAAAACGCAGUUCGAAUGACAAAACAAGUGAGGAAGACAAGAACUCCAAACAAAAACUUCUUCCGAUCAAGUGAAGGAAAUUUUAAGAGGAAGUUAUUCUGAUGAAGUGGAAGAAUGGUUUCAAAAGCCAAAGAAAAGCUCUUCACAAGGAAGCUUAAAUUACUAAAAAGGCGACUCAAACGUGAAAUACGAGGCAAUGAAGAUUGAUGAUGACAUUGACUAGCUGCAUGUUGACAAAAGCCAUUCCAUUGAAAAAGCCCAGUGUUUAAAGCAACUUUGAUCUUUCAAAACAUCAAACAGUAAAAUAAUACUAUACCGAUUAUUUUGAUCAUCACGUGUCGACGCAAGUAGGCCAAUCAACGUCCACGGACUUAGGAAUAAAAAAUAACAGUUGACGAUUCGUUGGUAAACAAACAUUGUGCACAAAAAUUUAACACUAGCCAAUGAAUGUUGAUUUUAGUAAGGUGGAAACACCACAGUAAGGUGGAUAGAAAUGGUACAAGGUUGAAACAGUACGGUAUUGUUUAGCUGUAUUUUUUAAUUAAAACCAAGAAAUUUUCUUCAGGAAACUUUUUAGAAA
Xenia sp. Carnegie-2017 is the source of this 2502-nucleotide messenger RNA. RefSeq lists its product as uncharacterized. The transcript has 10 exons. The record is from RefSeq and is a predicted model, not a curated record. The coding region runs from base 878 to 1996 and encodes 372 amino acids. NCBI's taxonomy places the organism in Eukaryota, Metazoa, Cnidaria, Anthozoa, Malacalcyonacea, Xeniidae.